This is a messenger RNA of Pantherophis guttatus, 3280 nucleotides long. Lineage: Eukaryota; Metazoa; Chordata; Lepidosauria; Squamata; Colubridae. The record is from RefSeq and is a predicted model, not a curated record.
UGCAGCUUCCUUCCUUGAGGCUGGCCGUGCAAACCAGCCGAGUUACUUCCCUCUGAAUGCCGUUUGGUGUGUGAAAUUGCUACCUUUCCUUUCGCUUUGCCUCCUUAAUUACGGGCAAAGCUACUAUCAAGAGCCAUUUUCCCAGCGAAGGAAAACCCAGAGACUUGAGUUGAUCGUUUCUCAGCUGAUUUUUUCCCCCUCCCUGCUUCCUAAAAGGAGAUGCUGGCUUGUUCAACGAAGAAAAAUGCACUUCCUUGGAGCAGCGUAGGAAAAGCCUGAAGAGUGGCCUCAUUUUGGAGACAUCGCACACAGCACCCCUACUGAUUUGAAGAUUCGACUUUCACGCAGUUAUCCUCCUCAAGAGACAGAUUUUGCCAAGAAUACGGGGCCAAUAUGGGUAUAUGCUUCCUUGUUAUCCUAUUCAGCAGCUGCUUAACAUACCUUGGUGUUGCCAAUAUAACUUCAGUACAUCCGUCGACGGAGAGUCCCUUGCCCACCACCAGUUUAGCGAAAACUGCCACCACGCAGGCGACUAGUGCAAAGCCCACCACUUCGAUGAAGAGGCCGACCACGUCACCGGGCGUGGCACCGACCGUGGCACAAAGCCACCCGCCUCCGAAAGUGCCGGAAGCCACAACCACCAACGCCACUGUCACUGUGCCCAGCGUGGGCGUGGCCACGACUUCACACAAGACUCUGCGGCCCACAUCUGGGCCCACCGCCCUUCCACCGAAUGCCACAGAAUCUCCUCCCAAUGUCACCGCGACGGAUAAAACGUUGACGACGGUGGAGGCCAACUUCACAAGUGCACUAGCGACUUCGCAAGCCUUCAACACCGCAACUGAGAUCACAGGACAUACCGGUGACUCAGACCCUCGGCGAGAUGAGACACCCAUCAUCGCUGUAAUGGUGGCCCUCUCCUCCUUGCUCAUCAUAGUAUUUAUUAUUAUUGUCCUCUACAUGUUAAGGUUCAAAAAACACAAACAGGCCGGGAGCCACUCCAAUUCCUUUCAUUUGUCCAAUGGCCGGACAGAUGACAUUGAACCGCAAAGCAUGCCGCUGCUGGCCAGAUCUCCCAGCACCAACCGGAAGUACCCGCCGUUGCCUGUGGAUAAACUGGAGGAGGACAUUAACCGGCGAAUGGCAGACGACAACAAGCUCUUCCGCGAGGAAUUCAGUGCCCUCCCAGCAUGUCCGAUCCAAGCCACCUGUGAAGCCGCCUCUAAAGAAGAAAACAAGGAGAAGAACAGAUACGUCAACAUUUUGCCUUAUGACCAUUCCAGGGUUCACCUGACACCUAUUGAAGGGGUUCCAGACUCCGAUUAUAUCAACGCCUCGUUCAUUAAUGGGUAUCAGGAGAAGAACAGGUUCAUUGCAGCACAAGGGCCCAAAGAAGAAACGGUGAACGACUUCUGGAGAAUGAUUUGGGAGCAAAACACAGCCACAAUUGUCAUGGUGACCAAUCUGAAGGAGAGGAAAGAGUGUAAAUGUGCCCAGUAUUGGCCAGAUCAGGGUUGCUGGACGUAUGGGAAUAUCCGGGUUUCCGUGGAAGAUGUGACCAUCCUUGUUGACUACACAGUACGGAAAUUCUGCAUUCAACAGGUUGGCGACGUCACCAAUAAAAAACCUCAGCGCCUGGUGACGCAGUUCCACUUCACCAGCUGGCCGGAUUUUGGGGUGCCUUUCACGCCCAUCGGGAUGCUGAAGUUCCUGAAGAAGGUGAAGACUUGCAACCCCCAAUAUGCGGGCGCCAUCGUGGUCCACUGCAGUGCCGGUGUGGGACGGACGGGAACGUUCAUUGUGAUCGAUGCCAUGCUGGACAUGAUGCACGCCGAGAAGAAGGUGGAUGUUUAUGGGUUUGUGAGCCGAAUCCGGGCCCAACGCUGCCAGAUGGUACAGACUGACAUGCAGUACGUAUUCAUCUACCAGGCGCUUCUGGAGCAUUACUUAUAUGGAGACACAGAACUGGAGGUGACUUCGCUGGAGGUCCAUCUCCAGAAGAUUUACAACAAAAUUUUGGGGAGCAGCAGCAACGGAUUGGAGGAAGAGUUUAAGAAACUCACCUCCAUCAAAAUCCAGAACGACAAAAUGCGAACAGGCAAUUUGCCGGCCAACAUGAAGAAGAACAGAGUGCUCCAGAUAAUCCCAUAUGAGUUCAACCGCGUAAUCAUUCCAGUGAAGAGAGGCGAGGAAAAUACAGAUUAUGUAAAUGCUUCUUUUAUUGACGGUUACCGUCAAAAGGAUUCCUACAUCGCCAGCCAAGGACCGCUCCAGCACACCAUUGAGGACUUCUGGCGGAUGAUCUGGGAGUGGAAGUCCUGCUCCAUCGUGAUGUUGACAGAGCUGGAAGAGAGGGGCCAGGAGAAGUGUGCUCAGUAUUGGCCUUCGGACGGCUCUGUAUCUUACGGAGACAUCGCCAUAGAACUGAAGAAGGAGGAAGAGUGUGAGAGCUACACAGUCCGGGAUCUGCUGGUGACCAACAACAGGGAAAACAAAAGCCGGCAAAUCCGACAGUUCCACUUCCACGGGUGGCCAGAGGUGGGGAUCCCCAGCGACGGGAAAGGCAUGAUCAAUAUUAUAGCAGCUGUGCAGAAGCAACAACAGCAAUCCGGCAAUCACCCCAUCACUGUGCAUUGCAGCGCUGGAGCUGGGCGGACGGGGACCUUCUGCGCGUUGGGCACCGUCCUGGAAAGGGUCAAGGCAGAAGGAAUUCUGGACGUCUUUCAGACGGUGAAGAGUUUGAGGUUACAGAGGCCGCACAUGGUGCAAACACUGGAACAGUACGAAUUCUGCUACAAGGUAGUCCAGGAAUAUAUAGAUGCCUUUUCAGAUUACGCCAACUUCAAGUGAAGCCGAUCCCGCCGGAAGACAGAAAAAGCCUUGCCUUCUUUAAUACUUUGUAAUAUUCUGUUUGUUAAUAUCCCUAUCGCCCCGCACCCUUCCCCCCCCCUCAAACGUGUAUAUAAUCUUAACUGUUCUAGAAGGGUUGGUACCAUAAGAUUGCUAUUAAUUAGCUUGAGAUUUUAUAUGUAGCAAAAAAAAAAAAGUGUUAGAUAAAAGAAGAUUGUAGGCACUUUCUUUUUCCAAUGUUUUAUUGGGGAAUUAAAUAGUGUGAUAUUUGGAUUAAUAUUGUCAAAAAAAAAAAAAAGAAAAUCACAUCUCUGUCGUGGAGAAUUUAUGCAGGCUGGUUUUGUUUCGGUUUUUUUGUUUUGUUUUGUUUUGUAAAUCUCUUUUUUUUUUUUCCCCUUCCUGAGGGAGUAAAGCUUUUUAAAAACCAAAA